Gastrolobium bilobum is the source of this 1544-nucleotide messenger RNA. RefSeq names its product vicilin-like seed storage protein At2g18540. The coding region runs from base 41 to 1060 and encodes 339 amino acids. The record is from RefSeq and is a predicted model, not a curated record. NCBI's taxonomy places the organism in Eukaryota, Viridiplantae, Streptophyta, Magnoliopsida, Fabales, Fabaceae. The transcript has 8 exons.
UUGACUCACUGCGAAACUCGAAGGUUAGAGCUAGACGAAAAUGGCGAGAGAUGGAAACGGACACGAUGCUCUGCCGAAAAAGGUUGCGAGCUCUGAGAAAGACGAAGCUCCUUCAAAGAAAGAUUCGGCGAAAGCGCCAGAAAAUUCGGAUGUAGACUCGGAAACCAAGAGAAAGCACAGCAGUUCGAGGAGGAAAGCGAGAAAAAUCUCGGAUUCGGACGGCGAGAAAGCUCAGAGGAGGAAGAAGAAAUCUCGGAGGCGCUACAGCAGCGAAUCGGAUUCGGAUUCCGGUUCGGGAUCGGGUUCUGAGGACGAUGAGUCCGAGCGGACCGGUUCGGAUUCGGAGUGUUCCGAGUCGGUGUCAGAGAGCGAGGAAGAGAGGAAGGAGAGGAAGAGGAAGGAGAGGAGGAGAAGGAGAGAGCGUGAGGAAGAGAGAUAUAGGAGACGGAAAGAGAAGGAGAGGAAGAAGCGGAAGAAGGAGAAGGAAGAGGAGAGAAGGAAGAAAGAGAAGCGGAAGAAGAAGAAGAAGGAGAAGGAGGAUAGAGGGAAAAAAGGAGCAGUGACAAAUUCUUGGGGAAAGUAUGGUGUUAUAAGAGAAACUGAUAUGUGGAACAAACGUCCAGAGUUCACUGCAUGGUUGGCAGAAGUAAAGCAGGUGAAUCUGGAGAAUCUGUCUAAUUGGGAAGAAAAGCAGAUGUUCAAAGAAUUCAUGGAGGAUCACAACACAACUACCUUCCCUUCUAAAAAGUACUACAAUCUUGAUGCUUACUACAGGCGUCAAAUGGAAAAAGAGAUGAAAAAGGGUUUUAAAAAGGUCCUGGCAACUGAACGUACUGUUUUCAAUGAUGAAGAACAGCGCAGGCUAGAAUUGUUGCAAGCACGUGAAAAGCAUAAGGAAGAGCAAGUGAUGGCUUUAAAGCACUCUAUGGAAAGUGGAAUGGCACAGGCAAUGAAAGAGCAAGCUCAACUCAGGGAAGAGAUGGCUUACCAAUACAAGCUUGGAAACUUUGAGGCUGCUGCCGCUAUCCAGAGAAGAUUGGACCCUGAUGCUGCCAUAUAGUCAGGACACACCUUGCCGUGAAUCUAAGAACUAGGUCAUAGGGUCACGAUGAUCACGUCAUCAUGAAAAUCUAAUUUUAUGCCACUCUGAAUCUUUUGGCCUUCAGGGAUAGCAUAUACUUGGAUGGGUUUUAUUUGUUCCAACAUAUGAGUAAUGCUCACUGUUAAUGACUCUUCUAUUACUAGUACUGUUGCUAAUCGAAGAGUGUUGCCUUUUCACACUUGGGAGUUUUGGCUUUGAAUUUGACAAAGUAAGCAUUUCAAAACUGUUGAGUCCAAGCUACAUGCCAUCAAAAGUGCCCAUCACCCCUCACAUGGACGGAUAUUGAAAACGGUGAUUACUUGUAAACAGUCUUGUCAGUAGGAAAUUUGUUUGCCCUUUCCUAGUGUUUGUCAUAGCUCGGAGCUUUUCCUUGGACUGUAAUGAGCGAACAUUGAUUCGAUACCAUAUUUGCAUGAGUAUAUAUGCACGGGAAUGAGUUUAA